This is a messenger RNA of Hirsutella rhossiliensis, 765 nucleotides long. RefSeq names its product translation initiation factor IF3. The transcript has a single exon. The record is from RefSeq and is a predicted model, not a curated record. Gene Ontology annotation, biological process: mitochondrial translational initiation; ribosome disassembly. Gene Ontology annotation, cellular component: mitochondrion. Gene Ontology annotation, molecular function: translation initiation factor activity; ribosome binding. Bases 1 to 765 code for a protein of 254 amino acids. NCBI's taxonomy places the organism in Eukaryota, Fungi, Ascomycota, Sordariomycetes, Hypocreales, Ophiocordycipitaceae.
AUGAUGUGUCGUCGUAGCAGCGGCGCCGAGCACCUGCAGCUGCGACUCUUUACCAGGCCAUCGAGACCCCCCCCGAAUCGCGCCGGGGGUGGCGGCGGCGGCGGCGGCGGAUACGGCAGGUCGACAGCGGGGAACAGCCUGGACGACGACGGCGAGGCGCGGGGCUUCGACAAGCGGUACACGACGCGGGCGGACAUUGCAAAGAUGGGGCGCGAUCGGCCGCCGCAGGACCACGAGAUAACGGACCCGUAUGUCAUGGUGAUUGAUGGGGGCGCGCCCGAGGGCCCGCUGGCGCCUCGGUUCGUCAUGAAGAAGCUGCAGCCCGACGAGUCGCUUCGCAUGGUCCAGCCGUACGUGCCGGCCGACGCCGAGGCCGGGCGGUGGCGGGCGCAGCUGGCCGUGUGCAAGAUUGUCAACAAGCGCGACGAGUACGCGCGGCAGCGGCAGCUCAAGGAGCGGCGGCGGGCCGAGGUGGCGACGGGCAAGGGGAAGAGCAAGGAGCUGGAGCUUUCGUGGUCGAUUGGCGAGCACGACCUGGCCAUCAAGCUGCGGCAGAUGGGCAAGUUCCUGGCAAAGGGCAUCAGGGUGGAGGUGGCGGUGGUGCGCAAGAGGGGCGGCAAGAGGGCGACGCCCGAGGAGGCGGCCGCGCUGGUCAAGAGGGUCAGAGAGGAGGCGGCGGAGCAGGGCGGCAGGGAGAAGGGGGAGGCGGCGGGGGAGACGCUCAGGACGAUGAAGCUUGUGUUUGAGGGCAAGGCGAGCUCAUGA